This is a messenger RNA of Aegilops tauschii subsp. strangulata, 2688 nucleotides long. Its product is annotated as splicing factor-like protein 1. Gene Ontology annotation, molecular function: mRNA binding; zinc ion binding. Gene Ontology annotation, cellular component: nucleus. Lineage: Eukaryota; Viridiplantae; Streptophyta; Magnoliopsida; Poales; Poaceae. The record is from RefSeq and is a predicted model, not a curated record. Gene Ontology annotation, biological process: regulation of mRNA splicing, via spliceosome.
ACGGGACAAGUCUCCCACGAGUCAUAAAACCGAAAUCGCUAGAAGCAAAUUCCCCACAGCUUUCCUCCUCCCACCAGACGCCGCAGCCAUGGCUUCUGCCGAAACCCUAGCCCGCUCCCCAUCUCGCGAGCCCUCGUCCGACCCGCCCCGCGAUGCCUCGCGCGACGCCUCCUCCGAGCCCCACCACAACGGCUCAGCCAACGCCGCUGGCGACGGCGACUCGUCCUCCCGCCGCCGCCGCCGCAGCCGAUGGGAGCAGUCCAACGACGAAUCCGGUGCCAAUUCAGGCGGCGAGGGCGGCGCGGGAGGACGGAAGCGGAAGUCGCGCUGGGCCGAGGAGGAGCCCCGCCCGACCAUCGCACUUCCGGAUUUCAUGAAGGACUUCGCCGCCGAGAUGGAUCCCGAGGUGCACAACCUCAACUCGCGCCUCCUAGAGAUUUCGCGCCUGCUGCAGUCGGGGCUCCCCCUCGACGACCGUCCUGAGGGCGCGCGCUCGCCGUCCCCUGAGCCAAUAUACGAUAACCUGGGCAUCCGCAUCAACACCCGCGAAUACCGGGCGAGGGAGCGCCUUAACCGCGAGCGGCAGGAGAUCAUCUCCCAGCUGAUCCGCCGCAAUCCCGCCUUCAAGCCCCCGGCUGAUUACCGCCCACCCAAGCUCCAUAAGAAGCUCUACAUCCCCAUGAAGGAGUACCCUGGGUACAACUUUAUCGGGCUCAUUAUUGGGCCCCGUGGCAACACACAGAAGCGGAUGGAGAAGGAGACGGGGGCCAAGAUCGUAAUCCGAGGGAAGGGCAGCGUCAAGGAAGGGAAGUUGUUGCAGAAGAGGGACUUGAAGCCAGAUCCCAGUGAGAAUGAGGAUCUUCAUGUGCUUGUUGAGGCUGAUACCCAAGAAGCGUUGGAGGCUGCUGCAGGCAUGGUGGAGAAGCUGCUUACCCCUGUGGACGAAGUGCUAAAUGAGCACAAACGGCAGCAGCUGCGGGAGCUUGCAGCCCUGAACGGAACAAUCAGGGACGAUGAGUUUUGUAGGACUUGCGGGGAGCCGGGUCACCGACAGUAUGCAUGCCCGAACAGGACAACAACGUUUAAGAGCGAGGUGCAGUGUAAGAUCUGUGGCGAUGGUGGCCACCCGACAAUUGAUUGUCCAGUGAAGGGCACAUCUGGGAAGAAAAUGGACGAUGAGUACCAGAACUUCCUUGCUGAGCUUGGUGGGAGUGCACCUGAGUCCAUGAACAAGUCUGGUGGUCCGAUGCUGGCUAUAACAGGUGGUAGUGGUGGUGGCGGCGGCGGCAGUGGUAGCAACUCACCCUGGGCUGGGGGUAAUGGUGCAGCAACAACAGGAGCCAACGGGCUCAAGAAGGAUUAUGACGAGACCAAUCUUUAUAUUGGGUACUUGCCACCUAUGUUUGAUGAUUCAGGGCUGAUCAACCUAUUUUCACAAUUUGGGGAGAUUGUUAUGGCAAAGGUUAUAAAGGAUCGCAACACAGGGCAGAGUAAAGGGUAUGGAUUUGUGAAAUAUUCAGAUGUCUCACAGGCUAAUGCAGCUAUUGCUGCAAUGAGUGGUUACCAUCUUGAAGGGAGAACUAUUGCAGUCCGAGUUGCAGGCAAGCCACCACAGCCAGCUGCCCCCCCUGGUCCUCCAGCAGCGCCAGCACCACAGAUGUACCACUCUGCAGAUCCUUCUGCUGGUGGCUACAACUCGCAGCCCUACAUGGGAGGACAUCCACCACCACCAGCUCCUCCAGGUAGCUAUGCUCCAGUUCCUUGGGGACAACCACCACCUUAUGCUUCGUACCCUCCGCCGCCACCACCAGGCAUGUACAAUCCUGCACCUGGCCAAACUGCUCCACAUUCAUAUGGUAUGCAAUACCCACCACCACCAGCUCCAGUACCUCCACCAGGCACUACGUCAAAUGAUGGUGCACAGAACUACCCUCCGGGUGUAACACCACCAAGUUCUGGUGCACCUACCCAGCCUGUCCCUGCUCCAGCAUAUGGGACCUCUGGUGCGCAAAACAUGCCACAUAUGUACCCUCCACCACCUUAUGGUUAUGCCCCAUAUUAUCCAUCUGUCACACCAGUCCAGCCGCCUCCACCACCACCACCAGCAGCUAGUGUUGAUCCUUCACAAAGCAUUGCAACUGCACCUUGGGCCACUCACAACGCACCUCCUCCACCGCCACCGCCGGCUAGUGUUGAUUCCUCGCAGAGCGUUGCAACGGCACCUUGGGCUACCCACAAUGCACCGCCGCCACCACCUUUGCCAUCCUCCAACGACCAGCCCACUCCUCCCUAUGGUGCUGAUGCAGAGUAUGAUAAAUUUAUGUCGGAGAUGAAGUGAUAUGAGCGAAGCUGAGGCACUUCUUUCAACACUGGGAAAGGCUUAAGGUUUCAUGGAGCUAAUGCGAACCUGAUUUAUUUGUUGUUGGAAGUUUGGGACUCAUAUCUUUAACCUUGCUGUGCUGUUAUGACCAUUGCAGACGUUGGAUGGUCGAGGAGGUUAAGCAUUACCGGCUCAUUGGGCAACAUGCAUUUGCUUUAUCUCCGUCUCCAGAACUAUUUGAAGGAACCCUUUACUAAUACUUCCGUUUUGUGUUACUCUUGUCAUAACUUGACAUUUGAUAUUUGUUGUCACUUUAAUGCUCUGUUGGCUGUGAUAUUAAUUUUAUUAUUAUUAUACUCUCACCUGUA